AAAAGUUUAAACGCAGUCAAAUAUAUAUAUAUUUUUUUUGUUUCCUAUCGUUUUCUCGAUCCCAAGUGCGAUCUGGAAAAUUUGCUUAAGCUAUCCACCCUUUCCAAGUAAAUUAUUUAUAAGAUUUGAGUAGCCAUGCCGGCGUGUGUGACAGAAAAAUGUAUGUCUAAUGUGGAAAUAGAUGGCUCAACGCGAAAGAAAAGAGUUACUAUUGGUGAUCAGUUUCAGAAUGACCCUAUUGCUUCAUCAAUUUUAUACACUAUGAGAGAUCCCAUGAAAGGAAGUAAUUGUGGUGGGAUGAAACGAAUGAAGUUGAAUGAUGUUGAAGUUGAGCACCUCUUAGAAAUGUACGAAGAGGAAGAUGAGGUAGAGACGAGGCCAAGUAAUGCGCUUAACAAAGAAGCUUCUCAGAGGUACAAAGAUGUAAUGUCUUAUUUGUUGAAGCCAGCUAGUAGUUAUACCUUACUAUACGAACCACAUCUUGUUCCAACAUCAAAAACUCCUUACAAAAAGAAGGGGAAAUGUAAAUCCACACAACAAAAUGUCCAGAAAAGUAGGCCUCCCACCAAAAAAGAAGCACAAUUCAGUUCUUUCCCAAGAAACGUCAGGACUCUAACAGUCACCGGUAUGCUUGAUGGGGCACGUGUGCAGUAUCUUUCUGCAUCAAAGGAGAAGGAGCUUCGUGGAGUUAUCAAAGGCCCUAGCUAUCUUUGUGGGUGCAAGUCUUGUAAUUACUCUAAGGAAGUAAAUGCUUAUGAGUUUGAAUCCCACGCGGGUUGCAAAACAAGUCACCCCAACAAUCACAUACACUUGGAGAAUGGCAAGACCCUCCAUUUUGUUGUUCAGGAGUUAAAGGAAACCCCUCCAACUAUGUUAUGUGAUGCCAUUCAAACUCUCACUGCCCCUUCUCUCAAUCGAGAAGCUUUCGAUUCUUGGAAAGAAUCAUUUGAAGCUUGUUUGGCGAAAGGGAAAUAGCUCGGUAACUACUAUAAUUCAUAUGUAAUUGGGAAAAUUUUGUCUUGUGGGAAGGGUCCACUAGAUUUUUCCAUUUCCUUACCACAUA
Salvia miltiorrhiza (redroot sage) is the source of this 1063-nucleotide messenger RNA. RefSeq lists its product as uncharacterized. The record is from RefSeq and is a predicted model, not a curated record. The coding region runs from base 136 to 975 and encodes 279 amino acids. The transcript has 5 exons. NCBI's taxonomy places the organism in Eukaryota, Viridiplantae, Streptophyta, Magnoliopsida, Lamiales, Lamiaceae.